Molecule: messenger RNA, 1297 nt
Organism: Bufo bufo (common toad)
Lineage: Eukaryota; Metazoa; Chordata; Amphibia; Anura; Bufonidae
Gene: PDLIM2
Product: PDZ and LIM domain 2
Exons: 4
Coding region: 240-665 (141 amino acids)
Biological process (GO): actin cytoskeleton organization; heart development; muscle structure development
Cellular component (GO): Z disc; stress fiber; adherens junction
Molecular function (GO): muscle alpha-actinin binding; actin binding
Source: RefSeq, a predicted model, not a curated record
CACAGGCGGGGACGAAGAGACAGGUGUGUCCUAAAGUCAGGAAGAAGAGACAGCAGUGACAGAAAACACAAAGAAGCCACAACGUGAGGUGCAGACUCGUUUUUGGGACUUCAGGACAAAGAGCUGCGAAAGAGAGAGAGAGCUGCAGAGAGGAGGACUGGCAGAGACAGAAGGGGCACCACUGGCAGAAGAGACAUCUGGCUGACACUGCAAGAAGUGGAAGCGACAAGUAGUCCACGAUGAGCUGGCUGCAGGAGGACUCCGAAGUCUACAAGAUGCUGCACGGAAAUCAGGAGACCAGAACAUCUCCAAGACAGUCCAGCAGCUUCAAGCUUCUGCAGGAGGCCCUGGAGAACAACCCCGAUGGUAUUUCCACAUCUUUCCCCAGCAAAUUGUCACCCAGUGUUCAGAAACCUGUCAGCAGCAUCCAGAAACCUAUCAGUAAUACUGUGCCAUCUCCGCAGCGGGUGUGCGAAAAGUGCAACACAAGCAUCCAUGAUGUAGCAGUGAGGAUCUCAGAGGGCCGCCACCGCCAUCCAGCGUGCUACGUGUGUGCAGACUGUGGCCUCAACCUACGCAUGAGAGGACACUUCUGGGCAGGUGACGAGCUGGUGUGCGAGAAACAUGCCCGUGCCAGGCAUCACACGGGAUCUCCUCGCACAUGAACAGACCAUUGCAUUGUAAGGAGUGAAUUGCUCUUCCUCCAUUAUAGACCCCCACUCUGACCUCGCCAUAGAAUCCGCUAUAAUAUGAACCUUACAUUUUGUCCUUCCUUGUCCACCGUUACAGACAGUACUGUCUCAUGUCCUUCAGAACGUCCUGGAGCAUACCCAUGUACUUCCGAUGCAGUGACCUCUAGUAUGGGCGUAUGUUCACCAUGAAAGGGCGACUCCAGUAGUUAUACAUAAUGUAAUUCAGAGGUGUAACUGGGGCAUGGGAGCAUCUGCCCUGUGAGCUGAGUGCCAGGGGUGGGCACCAACAAACCUGGGCCAGGAUACUGAGAUACAAGGCUUGGGUGGUAGACUGAAUCUUUGCCCCACCUAGUUACAUCAGCUAUACAAUAGACUGCCUCACCAUGCUGCACAGACUUGUUUUAGGCUCACCCCACUUUAAAAUGAGGGGUCGCUGAAACAUUAGUGUGGCAAUUGGAUCCUAACUAAUCAGUACUUCUUUAAUAGGCCCCCCAUCUAUCAUGCGUCAUUCAUAGUACUGGCUUGUCAUGUCUGUUCUAUCCCCCAACCUCCCCUUCUCUGCUGUUGGCAGUUUUAAAGACUAUUAUAAAACAAACAUGUCUUCC